AUGGGUGAAGAUUCGAUUGUAGCCGAAGAUGUGCGGCCCGAGGCUGCACAAACCUUUUUUCCGCUUAAAUUUCUUCUCUACCUACUCUAUCGGAUAGUGCGAACGAUCAUUUUGCUAGAGUCCGACUUUGUAGCCGCAUUCAAACGCCUCUGCACAUGCGAGUGUUGUGACGUGGAAUUUCUGCACAUUUUGACCAGGUUCCGUCUCGAUCCGACAGACCGCCCGAAUGCUGUCGAUUUUCUUGCAUUUCACGACGGUUUUGGGGACUUUUCGGAAAUCUUGCACCCAGACUGGCUCAUCUACGAUAUUGACGACACAUUUGUAUAUUUGGCAAAGUUGCCGGAUACCAGCCAUCUAUUGACGGCGGACACGUGCUGCAGAAUGGGUGACGAGCUGUUUGCGAGCGGAGAAAAGCUGGCCCGGGUGCGACUCGAGACUUUCAUCGAACGCUCUGGUCGUCUACCACCAUUUGCGAGUCGCGUCGUUUUCCUGCACUUACCGCCCUGCAGCGGUGGCACGACAGUCGCGCGGAUGCUGCAAGCGUGCGACCCCACCUACCAGAACCUGUGCGUCUACGGUGAACCCCCGGUGACCACGUCCCUGGCAUGUCUGAUUGACGAGCUACCGGUUGAGCUUUUGAAGAGGCUCACCUUGGCCACACUCCGCCAUGCUCUACACCAUCAGAAAAAUGAUCAGACGAUCGUCUACAAGUGCCGGUUCAACAGCGGUCGACUGAUCCCAUUCAUCCAUGCGACGGUUCCAUCCGUGUUGCAUUGCCUCGUGGGCACGAGAGCCCCUGACAUUGCCGUCUCGAAGCUGAUGCUCAGGGCAGGGCAACAGACAAAUUUCUUCCAGAUCAUCUCGCGGAUGAGGGAAGAGUUCCGAUGGAUCAGCGACAAAAUUUCAUCGUGGCCCCAGAUGCAGCUGCGCGCCGUCCAGCAAGUCGGCCCAAAGGACGCGUUCGAAAUGGCGGCCGCUCUGUUCAUCGGCUCACAACUCGUGCUGGAGAGAUGUUUGCCGUACCUGGCGAUUGACCCGAUCUGUUUUGAGGAACUGAUGAGCGACACGGCAAGGUUAUUCGGACCGUUGGCGGAUCUUUGUGAGCUAACGGAUUUGCAUAUUCCUGAAGCUAUUGCCUGGAAGCGUUCGUCAUCGCAUGAAUGGAGAGACAAUUGGGAUCUGUGUAUCCUUGACGAACGACAGCUCCGCCGCCUCGAGCAACUGCACGAACUGCUGCUAGGAGAUUGGAGCCUC
This is a messenger RNA of Mesorhabditis spiculigera, 1254 nucleotides long. Lineage: Eukaryota; Metazoa; Nematoda; Chromadorea; Rhabditida; Rhabditidae. The record is from the annotation of a GenBank genome assembly.